AUGGGUGUGAGUUUAGAUUUUAUAGGCAGGGGUGUUUCGAGACUGCACAGUUCUACCUUCCGCCGCAUCCUCGGGGUGAGCCAGAGGUGCUACGGUUCAACCAGUCGGACCUUGUUCGCUAGUGGACCCUUUAAUCAUAACAAUUUCUGCAUAAAACCUUCUAGGCCGUUUAUGCGAAGCGCUUUCAUGGGCAAAUGUGAAGCAAAUUGUAGUAGGAAGAUAUAUAUUGAGAAUAAUGUUGUCAAAGAAGGAGUUCCCCUGUACACCUUCUUCACUUUGCGAGUGUGUUUAACAUUCAGGAUCAGAAAGGACGAAAUAACUGGAGAACCGGUUCUGGUGCUCUCGGGGAUGACGAGAGAUACCGAUGGCACCGGGGUAUUCGACAAGUUCUCUCGCACAGUCUCGAUACUCACGAUUGAUAACUUAAAGGCGAUCCAUGAUACUCUGAAUAGCCAACAGGAUGCAUUGGUGACAAUGGAAGGUACCGAUAAUAGCGAAGUAGUUGUAUCAAAAACUGCCGAAUCGUUUUCUAUACAACUUACUCGUGACCCCCUGAAAACCUUGGAGUCAUCCGCCAUGGUACUACAAGCCUCAAAGAAUAAGCCAAACAUAAACUUUUCUGGGCCAUCAGAUGAAGCUAUUAUCCUUGUACAUUCUAUCAAAAAGAUUCUAGAUCACUUAUCGCAACAUACAGUUUAA
Molecule: messenger RNA, 699 nt
Organism: Theileria equi strain WA
Lineage: Eukaryota; Apicomplexa; Aconoidasida; Piroplasmida; Theileriidae
Exons: 1
Coding region: 1-699 (232 amino acids)
Source: RefSeq, a predicted model, not a curated record